This is a messenger RNA of Hyaloperonospora brassicae, 18363 nucleotides long. The record is from the annotation of a GenBank genome assembly. NCBI's taxonomy places the organism in Eukaryota, Oomycota, Peronosporomycetes, Peronosporales, Peronosporaceae.
AUGACUGGCGCGGACGAUCAAAUCGCACAACGCGACAUCAGCGUCAAUGCGUCACGCGACAGCGACAACUACACGAUCAGUGUGAGCCGUCUGCGCUCUGGGCUGCAGCGGAUGCUUGCUGCGUCCCCCGUUGAUGCACUCAAAACCCAUCCAGCUCUCCAAUUGCUGGCGACAAGGCCACCUGUAGGCGGAGAGCACGAAGGGCGCUUAGAGAUUCAGGCUUUGGCUUCGUGCCUCGCUCACGCUGAGCUGCGCGCGCUCAUUGUGAUGCACCUGCGGCCGUUUUUGCUGGACUUGGUCGUGCGGUUCAUCGACCCGGGGCUCGUGCUGUACGAACAGCUUGAGCAGCGUACGUACAGCGAGUGCUGUGACACGAUGAAGAGGGUGGAGACGGUCGCGGCAACGUUAGCCGAGCUGCUGAUUGUUUUGCCGGCGGGAAGUACGUUGGUGCAACAGUACUUUGAGGCAGCGCCGUGUUUCUUUGCGUUUGCAGACACGGACGCCGCGCUAAAGCAGUCGUGCCACGAGACGCUGACGAGGCUACGACGGAUUGCCAAGACGGCUUUUGAACUGCUACGGCCGAGACCCAGAGAGCUCGUGCCGCUUUGGAAUUGGACGCCGUUUUUUCCGCUCUGCUUCCACGACGACACGUACAUCCGAUGGUACGCCGCGCGUGCAACGGCAUCAAUUUUGAAGCUGGACAGUACACAGAGAACUGCUUUUUUUAGUGCGUUGAAUGUCGGCGAAGAAGCUGCAGUGAGUGGUAGCUGCCCGACCGUUCGAGAAAUUGAAAUUGAGCUCUACAGUGAAGACGCCACACGGCAAGAGCAGCUGAUCAAAGCAAGAACGUGUCAGCAGAAAGACGAAAGUGACAGCGCAUUAACGCAACUAGUGCCGCUUCACGACUCCCUGGCGAACAUUUUCGGCGUCGUCGUUCCAACGAGCAAGCUCGAGCAGCAACGAGUCGUGUCGGAAAAAACGUCAGUGUGCACUGAGCUCGUGCCUACAUCGUCGACUAAGCGUAUCUUGCGGUCAAUCGCGAUUGCACUCGGUCUAAAGCGGCCCAUUUUGGUUGCAGGUCCAGGCGGGAGCGGUAAGACUGCUAUGAUUCGGGAACUGUCUCGAUUGUCUGGCAACGAUAACGUAGUCGAGCUACAUCUGGACGAUCAAAUUGAUAGCAAGACGUUGCUUGGAUCAUAUGUGUGCACAGACGUUCCAGGUGAAUUCACAUGGCAACCUGGUGCGCUCACGACUGCUGUGCUGACGGGGCGGUGGGUGGUUAUCGAGGAUAUCGAUCGGGCACCGUUCGAGGUGCUGGCGGCGCUGAUGCCGCUCCUCGAAACGCGCGAAAUGGUGCUCCCUGGUCGUGGUGAGUUGCUAGUGGCGCACCCCAAUUUUCAGUUAUUUGGAACGACGACGCAUGGACAUCAACUGCCAAAGGGCUUUCAGGAAUCUGUUUGGACGGUUGUAAAAGUUGCACCUCUUUCAAAUAAAGAGACUGAGCAAAUACUGCUCGCCCGUUUUGCAAAGAUCCCACGACAGGUGAUAUCAAAAGUAAUGGUCACUUACAGUACUGUAUCUGGCAGUAUGAACGAAGAGGUCGGUGGGUCGGCACACCUGUGGAAGGAGACACGGCGUAAUUAUGGGCGUGAUUUUUGCUUACGUGAUUUGCUGAAGUGGUGCAAGCGAAUACAUCGCUGCAGCUCAUAUACUGCAGGGGCCACUAGCCAUUACUCACCCUCCGGUCACGAUUAUAUGACUGAAGACGAGCGCAUGAAAAUUGUGGUAGAGGCGCUUGAUGUAUUCUGCGCAGGAAUCCGGGAUCCAAAGACGCGCCUGCAUUCUGCUUGUGCGAUAGCAGCCAUUUGGGAAGUGCAGCCUGACAAGAUUGAGCAUUACCUUGAGCAGCACAAGCCCCACGUUGCAUUCAACCAACACGAAGUGGAGUUUGGUCGCGUGCGCUUGCCGACAUUGCCACAACAAACACGGAUCAAACAAGGUGAAAAGCCGGCCACUGGUUCUGUGGUGAUGACUGGUCAGGUGCUACGUCUGUUGGAGAAGAUGGCAGUCACUGUCGCUACUUGCGAGCCAGCACUGCUUAUCGGGGAGACUGGUUGUGGUAAAACCACAGUCAUUCAGCACUUGGCCGCAGCAAUGGGACAGCACCUGGUGGUACAAAACUUGAACAUCCAAAGUGACAGUUCCGAUCUCGUGGGAGGUUUUCAGCCGGUGGAAAUUCAUCUGCUCGCUCGCCCAUUGUACAUGGCAUUCGUAGAUCUGUUCACGGCUACGUUUUCUGAAAAAAGCAAUGCAGGCUUUUUGAAUGUAGUCCGGAUUGCGCUAGAGCGUAAGGAAUGGAAGAAGUUAGUAAAGGGUAUGCGAAAAGCCAUCCAGAUGGCUGCUUCCCAACUUCAGCGUGACGACUACAAAGCAGAUCGGGAGGCAUGGGCGGGCACCGCUAGCAACAAAACAUCGACGUUUGGGAAGACGACGAGUAAUUUGGCGAAUCGAUGGGACGCAUUCGAGGCUGAAUUGGUGCGGUUUGACAGGCAGAAAGAGCAAGCCGAAUCGCACUUCGCCUUCUCAUUUGUGGAGGGUGCUCUAGUGAAAGCAUUGCGUAAGGGUCAUUGGGUACUGCUUGAUGAAAUUAAUCUUGCAUCGUCUGAUACACUGGAGCGAAUUGGUACGUUGCUGGAGCACGAAACAAGUGCAUUUUCCAUCACAGAGCGUGGCGAUGUCGAAGUGAUUCGCCCGCACCCUAACUUUCGUAUCUUUGGUGCGAUGAACCCGUCCACGGACGUCGGUAAGAAGGACCUCCCGCCUUCCCUUCGCAACCGUUUUACAGAGAUCUAUAUUGACGAGUGCGUCGACCGCUUGGACUUGCAGAUGGUGGUUUCUGAUCAGUUUAGGGAGAUUGCGGGCACGUUAGUACCCCAAACGGUUGAGUUUUAUCUUGAAGCAAGAAAGCAAGCUGAUUUACGAUUGAGCGAUGGUGCGCGUCACAAACCUCGCUACUCGCUUCGCACGCUGAGCCAGGCGAUGCGUAUCACACGUAUUCUAAUUCAGCGAGGCUACGGCACACCCCGAGCAAUGUUUGAAGGGUUUUGUUCGAGCUUUUGUACUCAGCUCGAAUCGGUUUCGCGCCAGUAUCUUGAGAAACUCAUAAAAAAUACUUUUGCGAAAACGAUGAAGUCGAAGGAUUUGACGCGUUCCCCGCCGUGUCCUGGAGGCUCAAAAAAGACUGCUGACUUUGUUCUAGUGAGCUCUUACUGGCUUCGCAAAGGCUAUUUUCAACUUCCAAAAGACGAUUCGUUGCCGGAUCCCGUGACCUCCCGACGGAGGUUCGUGCUUACGAAGUCUGUGGAAGAAAACCUGCGUCACAUAUCAAGGGCAGCUUUGAUUGGUAAUUAUCCUGUGCUGCUGCAGGGACCAACAUCUGCUGGUAAGACGUCGUUGAUUGGAUAUCUGGCUGCACGCAUCGGGCAAAAAUGCGUGCGCAUUAAUAACCACGACCACACCGAUAUCCAGGAGUAUUUGGGAAGCUACGUCUCGGAUUCUGAUGGGAAGCUUGCGUUCAAGGAGGGUGUGUUAGUAGAAGCCAUUCGCAAGGGCUGGUGGAUCAUCUUGGAUGAGCUAAAUCUAGCUCCUUCGGAAGUUUUGGAGGCUUUGAAUCGACUCUUGGAUGACAACCGUGAACUGUAUGUGUCAGAGACGCAGGAAAUAGUUAAGCCUCACCCGAAGUUUAUGCUGUUUGCAACGCAAAAUCCACCAGGGCUCUAUGGCGGACGCAAGGUGCUAUCACGCGCAUUUCGCAACCGAUUUUUGGAGAUUCAGAUUGAUGAGGUUGCCCCCAGUGAGCUACAGACUAUUUUGCAGGAACGCAGUUUACUGCCUCCUUCGUAUUGUGGGAUUUUGAUUGACAUAAUGCAGCAGCUGCAACUUGUACGGCAACAAUCAUCGGUCUUUGCCGGAAAGUCAGGAUUUAUCACCACUCGGGAUUUACUUAGGUGGGCAGAUCGUCGACCAGCAACAAAGCAGGCUCUAGCCGAGGAAGGGUACUGUUUGUUGGCCGAGCGGUUACGGAAGGAUGGCGAGAAGCAAAUCGUCAAGCGAGUUUUGGAGGAGAAGUGCAAUGUGAAAAUCGACUUGGAUGUCUUGUACUACAGUGGAAAGCCCCGUGAGUCCAACCUACUGGAUGAGAAUGGUGAAAUUGAGCAGGAGACGGUAUGGGGUACCGAAGAACAAUUUAAGCGUGUCCAAGCGAUGGUGGGUCACGCUAUCGACGAAGCUGCUUCUGGAAUAUCGAAGAAUGAUGGGCCUUAUUCGUCAGGCAAUGCAGCAGGUUUGGAUAAGAUCAGUCUGACAAAGUCAUUACGGCGGCUCUUUGCGCUUGUAGGGCGCUGUCUGCAAAACAAGGAGCCUGUCCUCCUGCCGCUCUUGAUUCUGAAUUGUCACCAGCACAGCGAGACUUCAGAUUUUCUCGGCUGUUUACGACCCGUGCGAGGAAAAGAAAAGAUUGCUCAGGAGUUGGAAGCGACAUUAAGAGAUUUCUUCACGAUGCGUGGCGAGUGCAAUGACGAAUCGAAAACCGAACAACGUCGGGCUGGUGCUAUGGUCGAAAGCCUGAGUGCAAUGCUUGUAAAGUAUCAGGAUGCACGAGCUAGCGCUCUGAGUGGUGAAUUGACGACGCAAAAGGAGCUUGUGGAGAAGAUUGACGUACUGAAACGACGGUAUCAGUCUAUUUUUCAGUGGGCUGACGGUCCACUGGUGGAGUCCAUGAAGAAUGGUGAUUUAAUUUUGAUUGACGAGGUAAAUCUUGCAGAAGACGCCGUGCUGGAGCGUCUGAAUAGUGUGCUCGAGCCGUCACGGACGCUGCUGCUCGCUGAAAAGGGCGGCGAUCAGGUUGAAGAAAUUGUAGCUCAUUCGAAGUGGCGUGUGAUGGCGACGAUGAACCCCGGUGGCGAUUUCGGUAAGCGCGAGCUGUCGCCUGCUCUACGUAACCGUUUCACCGAGAUCUGGGUACCCCCGAUUUCCGAUCUGGAUGAUAUCACCACAAUCGUUCGCGAUAAGUUGAUCGGAUCUCGGGAGGUUGUUUUGCCAGCUCCAGGUACGCAGUCGAUGACUAUUGACGCCUUGGCUUCGCUAUGUGGCCCUAUUUUAAGCUUUGUCAAAGCAUUCAAUACGGCAAACGGAGGUGUAUGUGGAUGCGGAGCUGUGACCUUGCGCGACAUUCUCAGUUGGGUAAAUUUCAUCACAUCCGUCGUGGAAAAAGACAAAACUGGCGUAUCGUCGGAGGUAACGGCGUGGACGGCUUUUGUCCAGGGUGCAGCAUUGUCCAUACUGGACGGUCUAGGCCUCGGCUCUGAUAAAGCACUGCACGCAGUUCGUAAAGCUAAAGAGGAGGCCUAUGGCUACUUGUUGGCGCUAGUGCCGGACGACAAUCGCUAUGUAAAGGAAAAAGUGGUUGAGUCGCUGAACGCCACGACGCUGCCUGUCGAAUGCAGCAUUGAUCAGUUAAACUCCUUUGCUGCGGACAAAGUUGCUGAAGAGCGGUUUGGCAUUCACCCUUUUUUUAUCUCGCGCGGACCUGAUAGCGCGCAACAGAAAUCGUCGUUUUCUCUGAAAGCUCCCACGACAAUGUCAAACUUGCAGCGCGUGUUGCGGGCCAUGCAGGUUAGCCGCCCUAUCAUUUUGGAAGGCUCUCCUGGAGUCGGUAAGACCAGUUUGAUUAGCGCAUUGGCGGCAGCUUCUGGUCAUCGUUUAGUGCGAAUAAACUUGUCCGAGCAAACGGACAUUUCCGAUUUGUUUGGGUCGGAUUUACCCGUUGCCGCUGGUGGCAAGGAUGGUGACGAAGCAGGGAAAGGAAAUGCCAGCGGCUUGUUUGAGUGGUGCGAUGGUGUGUUUCUACGCGCCCUGAAAGCCGGUGACUGGGUUCUUCUUGACGAACUUAACUUGGCAUCGCAGUCAGUUUUGGAGGGUCUGAAUUCUUGUUUAGACCACCGAGGUAGCGUUUACAUACCAGAACUCGAUCGUGAGUUCGAAUGCCCGCCCACUUUUCGAGUGUUUGCUGCACAAAAUCCGCUUCGACAGGGCGGUGGCCGUAAGGGGCUUCCAAAAUCCUUUUUGAACCGAUUCACACGCGUUUUUGUCGAGACAUUGCACGAGCAAGAUCUCAUCUAUAUCGCGGGCUCGAUGUACCCUGCGUUGCAUUGCGCAGUUGUGGAUACGGAUUCGGGUCUUAGCGAUUCCCAGUACACUGGAAAGACUCUGGUUGAGCGAAUGGUUGCCUUCAAUCGAGUGGUGCAUGAGGACACCAUGGUAAGCUGCAGGUAUGGACGCCUUGGCGCACCGUGGGAAUUCAAUCUACGCGAUGUGUUUCGCUUCUGUGAGCUGCUGAGUCAACAGAUACAAGCUGUGGAUAGCUUUAAAAGCCAGAUACAGGCGAUGAGCUAUUACGUAAACUUUAUCUACGUUGAGCGAAUGCGUUCUGCUCGCGACCGCGAAUUUAUUUCUCGCCGAUUCGAAGAGUUGUUUGGUGUAAGGCCGACCGAUCUGAAUGCCGUGCCGCUUCGUGUAUCUGCAAAUUUUGUUGAAAUCGGAAGUGCACUGCUCGCGCGACAAGGUGGGCACGUAAAUUGUGUAGCCCCGCCAAUAUUCAACUUUUUGCUGAAGCCUAUGGAGGCACUGGUGCAUUGCGUGAAUAUGUCAUGGCCAGCUCUUCUUGUUGGUCCAUCCGCGAGUGGAAAAACAUCGUCGGUCCGUCUGCUUGCUGCUCUGAGUGGGAAUACACUUCACGAACUCGGCAUGAGCGCUGGGACGGACGCGACAGAGUUGCUAGGCUGUUUUGAACAAGCGGAUGUUGGCCGACAGCUGCGUGACAUCAAGCAGAACAUUGAAAGUGUUUACGAGAAAGUUCUUCAGCAAUUGAUGCUCGCCUCUACGACUGGCGGGAUAACUCAGAGGAAAAGGGUCGCGACCCAGAACAAGUUCAGCCGCCUCUGCAGCUCUUGGUGGGCGCUCUGCACACGGGCGAAGUACCACAGCGAUAGUGCAUUAUCUCGGAGUCAUAGUGAAGACGGAAAGAAGUUUCAGGGGAAAAAGCUGGCGAAGGGACAAUAUGAUGAGGGUCUUGUUGACAUGAUGAAGAACAUCAUAAGUAUGCUGACGAAAGAGGCCGGGAACGAGGAGAUGCGAGCAACGCUUGCUGGUCUUGUGAUAAGCAUUGAUAAUGUGGUACGACUCAGUACAUCCGCCUCAAUUGCAAGCUGUUUUGAAUGGGUGGACGGUGCGCUUAUCCAGGCCAUGGAAAGGGGUCAUUGGGUGCUCCUAGACAACGUCAAUUUCUGUAGCUCGUCUGUGCUGGACCGAUUGAACUCGCUGAUGGAAACUGGUGGUGAGAUGCUCAUCAAUGAGUGCGGCAUCAUAAACGGCAAGCUGCGCAUUGUCAGGCCUCACAAGAACUUCCGGAUGUUUCUGGCCAUGGACCCUCAGUACGGUGAGGUUUCCCGCGCGAUGCGUAACCGAUGUAUUGAAAUUGCACUUUUGGAAGAAGACACACAUCGACUGGAUCUUGUGAAGAUUGCGCUGGCUUGUGGAGUGCCCGGGUUUACUCUUUCUCAGGCCUUCCAGACUGCCCAUGAGCUUGUGAUGAACAAGCUAGGAGAGCAUGCAGCAGGCAUGAAACACGGCCGCAUUAACCGCCGCCAUUUAGAAAGCUGGUCUUCAUUGGCUUCGACUGAGCUUUCACGGGGGACAGACCCGCUAAACGCAAUCGUCGGGUCUUUUGAACGUGUUUAUGGAGACGGUUUGCUUGUGCAGCUUGACAUGAGCAGAGACUUUCUUGAAUUAUUCUCCGGUGCUUUGAAAACAUCACAGCAAUGCCAAGCUCAGCGUGCGCUUUCAAUGAUUGCUACGCCUUCGACGCUAGUGUUGUGCGAGCAGAGUGAGAGGCUUGUGCUACAGCGAGACAUUGUGUACCUCGAACAUCUUCUUCUGUCUUUGCAGCGGACAGAAAACAGUGGCAUAUUUGAUGCACAGCUGAGUUGGCUGACUUCAGAUACGAGCGUUGUUGGCUCUGAAGAUAUAGCGGACCCUCAUGGAGUCGAUACCUUGGAUCCUUGGCUAAGGGAAAUCGCAUCGCGGCUUACGCGCCAGGGAACGAGCUACUCGCAGAGGGCACUAGAACAGGCUCUUGGCCAUCUACCGUCAACGCCGGUCUUUGAGUUGCAAAAUGCAGACACAUCUUUGGGCGUGGCGCUUGCACCUUUUGCACUGCGGCGUAUUGCAGAAGUGACCAGCACGUGCGGUGACAGAAACACUUGCUGGUCAAUCGACGCGGAUCGCCUCCUUUUUGCACUGGAAAAGAUUGCUUGCGACUUGAGUGGCAACGCAAACGCUCAAAGCUUGGUUGAAUUACUUACGCGUUUCCUCCAGUCGGUGACGAAAACGGAAAUGUACGCUGACAUUUUCAGAAUGAAUGACAAAACAAUGCGCCAAUUGGCAAGCUUGUUAGACAGGUCAGCCGGCUUACCUCCGAUACCAGCGUAUCUUUCUGCGAACCAUGCGGCCUUUUCAAACUUACAGUCUUUAGUGGCUAAACGUGUCGCAAGCACCCCAUCCCUAAAGACUGACCUUGACAGCGUUUGGAAGUCUGUUCUUAUAGGCCAGUGUCAUCUCAAGCUGCUCAGUGGUACUGAGUGGUUGAGAUUUUGCGAGCAAGAAGAGUAUUUGAAAGUCGAUCUGCUCUGCACGAGGUUGUCAAGAAGCGGCAAUGAAAAGCGCAGUGCGAGGGGUGACCGUCUAGAGAGCGAUUUGAACGAUCUGUCGGUGUUGCAGCAGUCUUACGCUGUGCACAAGUAUCAAGCUGACUGUUUAAACGUGGAAAACAAGCUGACAUUUUUGGUGUAUCCGCUUCUGAGUGCUUUUGACGCUUUCCUCGUGGAGCUUAAUCGAGACUGUUCGGGUCUAGUGACGGAUGCUUUGUGUUUCGAAGCUGUUGAGGCUGCUCUUCGAAAUCGGUAUGAGUUUUCCAUUCAGUUACGAGUGAAGACUCUCGAGUGGACACGAUUUCUCAUCCACUGGCGAUGGUUCAAGAAGUCUCUGCUGCGACUAGCGAAACUGAUCGGGCAGCAUCCAGCUGGUGCGUUUUCGUGGGGCUCGCACUGGAGUGCUUUGCUGGAUAUGUCCCAGCGCAUGCAGGAGACCAUCGAGAAGACUGUUGGAUGCAGAUCUCGAAAAGACGUACUGUGGAAAAAAGGAGGCCACUCAAUGCUUCCGAGCAGUGCUGAUCUGUGGAAAGCCGAACACGUGCUCACUCGGUUAUCCGACACGUUCAUGCAACAUAAUUUGUCGCUUUUUUCGCCUCUUUCCGUUGACGCUUCUAUGGGUAGUGUGGAUGACAAGGUGGACAUGCUCACGCUUCUGUUUGGCGGCGUCACCUCAAUGGAAGCCGCAAUGAAGAGCGGAAAACUAGAUGUGUUGCCGCUAUUUUUCGUGGAUGUCGAUUCUCGCAAAGAAGUUUUGCAUGCGCUUUGUGCAUUUUCGUACUUAGCCCUGGAGCAGAAACAAGGGAAGAUUGUAAAUGCGACUUUUGGAAGGCGACCGAAUGCGCUUUCGGCGGAGUUGCUCAAGUUGCCUAGUAUACUUAUGAAGAAACUAAACGACAAAAAGUCGGAAGUCACGAAGCUUGUAUCAAGAAAGACGUUAUAUUUGAGCGAGAUAGAGGACAAUGCUGGCAAUCACGUGGAUUUCCUCGGAGAAGAGGAUCGUCGUAUUGGCAAGGAUGCGCCGAUCUUGUUAUUUGACGUAAAAGAGAGUGCAUCGAUAAUGGAUCAAAUGGUCACGUUUCAAUUGAGCCCGAUGAUUGAGCACGCUCUUGCGCGCCAAGAGCUCAAAAGUAUCGCGAAGUUGUUGCAUGUGCUGAACAUGUAUCGCUUGUGCAAGCAUGACAUGUCUCAAACGAGAUACACCGAAAUCGUCACGGGUAUAUCUAACGUGUUGAAGUCACUGGAAGGUGUCAUUGAGGAAAUGAUGCGACUGGGGCUUCGCGGUCCUGCCAGCUUCUACGCCUACCAAGACAUCGUUUGGUGUGGGCACAAGUAUGUUUUUUGGGAAGGUUCGAACGAGACGUACGAUGAUAAGGCUGUCGAGCUCGAGUAUUUUGUCUUCCUCGCUCAAUCACGCUUGAAUGGCGUACUUUUUGAAUUCCACAAGUCGUUGCGCUGCAACAGCUAUAACCAAGUGGACCUCAUCUCUCUCAACGUUUUCGAUACUCGGAAGAAGAUGCGCAAGACUAAUAAAGGCUACUCUUCUGUUAGUACGAACGCUGCUGAUCACACCCAUGUUAUCGCUGGUUAUCCACGUUUGUUUCAGGCCGUCCAAGGUGCUGUUGCACUUAAAAAUAUCGCAGAGGUGAAUUUAGAAGAGUCAACGUGCCCAGCGAGCGAGGCGAGAAUGCGUGCGAAACGGCAGGAAAAGAUUGUGAGCCAUUUUGAAACAAAGCAACCUCAGCCGGGGACACAAAUGCUGAACGCAAGCAAAUCAUUUGUACAAGAACUCUUUGUGGUGACUGUGCUCGCGUUCGAAUCGACGUUUCAGGAGGCUUGUACGUGGAAGGAGAUCCAGUCUCAUCUUCUUCAACUCACUAAUGGAUCUCGAACUUUGACUGCUUACGCUCAAACAAAACUGUUGAAGGCUUUACGGACCUCUGAGGACGAAACAUUUGUGAUGUUAGUUGAUGUCCUCGUAGCGCCGUUGGUGGUGUCUAUGGUUUCGGAAGACCAAGAGCAAAACGCUGGUCAUCCCCCAGGUGCAAUUGGCGAAAGUAUGUUGCUGCUGGGUUUGUGGCGCUUCGCGUUACUUCUCCCCUCUUCACCAGUAGAUCCCGUUACGAAGCCACUUGUGAAACGGGAAAACCUGCUUAGCCGCUUGGCGACACUGACUCUACAAGAUGCUGCAAGCUCUUCGAUGCAUCGACUGAAUCCUUCACCGAGGCCUUCGACAGAUUCUUUGGAAGCAGAUGCUUGCCUUAUGCGGGAAUUGCAUAGUCAAGUUUCGGAACUAUCCGCUGAUGCCAUUCAGCGCUACCAGCCAACUCCGCCUUAUAGUGUCGCUCCAGACCUGGACCCAAAUGACAUCGAAUUACGACCCGUAGCAGCGUCUGUAUUUGGGCGACUCUUCCGUGAUUUGCUGCGUUUUGACGCAACGGUCAUGCCGGCUGAGAGAAUGCUGACAUUGGUUAGCACGCUUCGAUCGCCAAAGUUAUCACAACAGCGGAAACGUGAGAUUUUACGCGAACUGGAGAACUUCCAACAAACAUCAGAAAGUUUUCUAGCUCAGUUGUCAAUGAAGUUUGGCCAGAGUUUUCGUGAUAUUUUGGAGCCUGUUGUAGCCGCUAUUUGUUGCGUGAAGGAAGGUGUAGCAUUGAUGGCAUGGUCGCUUUGUGAGACUUUAAAGAACGCGUCGUUGAAAACCCUGCAGAAAGAGGAGUUAGCGCUCACUCUUUUGCAGUUUCCUUCAAGUUUGAGCAUAAACAAAGCGGACCAGUCUUGGCGCAGAGUUCAGCUGAUGUUGCAAAUUAUCGGCACACCCGCCACGUCACUUCUGUUCGGUCCUGGUGUAUCUAACAAGCGCAAGGUCGAAGUGGCUUUGCUCGACGUGGCGCUUUCGAAAAUGAAGUUUAUUUUCCAAGAAACUUUGGCGACUUCGCGGUCGUAUCGCGCGCUUGACUCGACAGCCAUCGAGACCGCUCUUCAAAGUAGCAAGAGCCUGUUUAAUUUGUUUCUAACGAAGUGGCAAGAACAGAAAGAUCGCGAAGAGCAGAAACGAAAGGAGGAGGAGGAGGUAUUCAAGUACAAGGUGCGCCAAUUGGACUUGGAAACGGAGGAAGAGCUGCUGGAGAAGGAGUUUCGCAAGCAGUUUCCAGACUACGGUACCCGGGAUCUCCAAACCUUUUUCAGCUCGUGCAAUGGGGCAGGUGAUAUUGAGUCAUCGGCUGCAUCGGUAGAUACAGAUCCCGAUAUGCUCAUCACAGACAGCGUUAUGCAGCGACUGUGUGAAACGCAUGUAAAAUUGUAUGCAGAAGCCGCAAACUUUGAAAUCAAGAUUAUAGAAAGUGAAGUUGUGGACGCAUUUGCGAAAGCAUUUUCGCUAGCGGUAAAGCUGCGCAAAUCGUUGAAUGCGACGCUUUCCACAGCUGUUGAGAGCGCUGUGGCAUCCUCGGGAGCUUUGGCUGCUUCGCUUGUUCAAACUCGCCUCGGUCAUAGUGUUGCUCGGACAAAGAAUGAUGUACCAUCGUUUGACGCAUUAAGCGGUGAGUACAUAAAAGGGAUUGAUUUUCAUCAUGAUCCGCUGGUCAAGGAGGUUGUUCUGGUUGCAGAACCGUUGCAGCGCUUGAUGGUGAAAGUCCAAACGCUCUUGGCCCAAUGGCCCGAUCAUGCGAUUUUACAGCAAAUUGUGCUAAUCGCUGACCGUAUCCGCAACUUCGAGAUAAGCUCCCCGCUUGUUCGAGCCCUUACUAGCGUGGAGCUACUGCUACGUAAGGCCCAAGAGUGGGAAAUGUAUGCGGCGCGGGCGUACUCGAUAAGCGACGAGCUAAGUGCUCUAUCAGUCUUGGUAACGCGAUGGCGAAAGCUGGAGCUUUAUUCGUGGCCUCACCUUUUGUACGUGAAGGAGAAGCAGCACCGGCUAAUGGCACAGAAGACGUGGAUCCACAUGUACUCGCUGUUGACAGCACCAUUUGAAUCAGAUGCCAGUGGGGUUGAUGACAGUGUUAUUGAGUAUCCGCAAAAUUUGCAGUGGCUUUACCUUAACGGUCUAACAAAGUGGCUGUUUGUACCACUCAACCAGGAAAGAGCUGAUGUCCAGGUAUUGAGUGACGCCACUCGAGAAAGUCGAACCAAGCAGCGUGAGUUUAUGAACGGGCUGUUUGAGACACUGGACGCCUACAUCCGUUCAUGCCCUAUCGGUCAGUACGAGACUCGUCUACUGGUGGUAUAUUCGUUCUGCGCACAGCUGCUUAUGGAGCUGUGGAGUCCUUCCGUGCCUCGAAAGUCAUCUGUCGACGUUUCUGUAGUCUCUUCGAAACACGCGUUGGCCAGCAUGCUGUACCAUUUGUGUAGUUAUUACGGACAACACGUGGGGUAUUUGGAGCGCCAUCGAAGUGGUCUUAAAGCGCCAAUCCAGCGCAAGCUAGUUGAGUUUGUCAAGAUUUGUCGAUGGGAUGAGCAAACUUACUACUCCCUUGCGGAGAGCGCGGAGAAGUCGCAUCGCAAGCUGAUGAAAUUUGUGCGUGAUUAUGAUGCUGUAUUGACUGUGUCCAUGCAAGCUAUUAUCGAUGCUUCAACGGACAGUGGCAUCUCAAAGGAAGGCGGUUUUGUUGGAAUCCAUUCAACGAAAGCUGAGCUCGCGGGUCUCGAUGACGGUGUCGUGGUACCGGUUGACACUGGUCUGGAUGAGGAACGUGAUCCUCAUGAAGCCUCUCUUGACGAAGAGACUACAGAGGGGGAGAAAGCUAAGGACAAGAUGAUGGAGAAGAAACUGGAGAGGCCUCGUGUGUUGCGAUUGACUCAUGCAAGCUUGCCGUAUGUCGCACCAAGUGAGGGUGGCUUUCUGAUGCCAACGUCUUGCUUGUACGCAGAAAAAAUUCCAGUGCUUUCGAAGCAAAUCUCGAAAUUUACCCGGAGGCAUAUACUUUCCAUCGACCAAGUGGAGCACCGCCAGGACGUGCGCACCUUGUGCGAGGAUCUUUGUGAAACUAUUUUCUAUCGAAUGUCCAAACUUCAGAAGGCUACAGGGCUGCCGAAGAAUGCGAAGAAGAAGGCACUGGUUGACCUCCUGAGCGAGAUUAGGAGUCAGGGUAUGGUAUACCACCGACUGCAGCUGCCCGCUGAGUUACAACGAAUCGGGCAAUUGUUCGAAUUGGAUGUGCCUGAUGUGGAUAACUGCCUUCACAUUGAUCAAUUGGAUUCUGCUGCGGAACUCGAGAACUUGUCAACUGCUUCUUGCAUUGGCAGGCAGAAGGGUAAGAAGAAGGGGGGCAAAACGAAAAGUGAACAGGUAGGGGAUGUGCAUCAGAAUGCUCUGACAGAAGAAGCUUUGUCGAAGAACUCGCCGACAUGGUUGUGGCAGCGAGCUGAUGGAUACUAUUACCGGUUCCUGGGCCAACUGGCGUCGCUGCGGUACACCGCAUCAACAAGUUUCUCCCACGAUCUGUCGUCCACGGAAAUUAAUCGCAUGAGUGGCUACGCGGAGAAUAUGCUCCAUACGAUGCUACAGCAGCGGCAGAUCCUUCACGCCACUUCGCUUAGUCACGAAAUGCUUGUCGACGGACUCAACUCACUGAAGCUGAUGAAGGAAUUCAAGAACAACUACCUCAUGUCUGGUGGCAACAGCAGGUCUGCUGUGGACCUUCAGAGCGCGAGUAAGUGGCAGUCGUUUCAGCUGGCGUCUGUCGUUGCAUUGCGUACCUGCCUGUGCGAGCUUAGCAUCUCGGUACUACAGAUUCUACAGCAGUCGCCGACAAGUGCGUCUGUUGUAAUGGAAGUCCGUCAGCAGUUCCAGCGCAUUUCCGAGCGUUGCGAUGUCGUGCAGAAGUCGCUCGCCAAUAGUGCCGGGCUGACCCGGUCACUUGGCGUGCCUGCAAUUCCCCAAUAUCUUGUGAACGCUCGUCAGGAUGCAGAUGGUGAUGUCACUUCCGCAGCCUUUGCUCAAUCAUCAAAACGCGUGUAUGGCGUGUCUCCAGCCAUCUCGAGGGUCGGGCCGUCAUCAGGAGACUCGCAACCCUUUCCUGUCUCAACAGAGGUGCUAGCUUCCAAUACUGCUCAUUUUCGUGAGAUCAGGUCUAUUCUGCAAAGUAUUUCUUCAGCGUUUGUCAUAGUUACAAGACCAAAUUGCUUCGAUGAGUUUCUUGCUGAGUUUGCUGCGAUCGUUCACACUAAUAGCAAAUUUGAGCGGACACUAAAUGAGAGCAGCAACAUUUCAUUCUCGCUACGAGGUGAUAAUGCAACUGUGGAAGAAAGCGCGCAAUCGAUGGCGACGUUUAGUGAACAUUUCGACAAGCUUGUUGAAACGGUGUUGGCGUCAAUCCAAGACCUGACGAAGCUAUCGAAAGAGAGCAACCCAGGACCUACCGUGCACCACGCGAAAGAAGACGAAGAAAGCGCAACGCCGUCGCUUCGCGAUCAGAUAGGAACACUAUCCACAACGGUGAAGAGAUCACGUGUAAAGCACAUUGCAUCACAUCUUGCUAAGCUAUUGGACCUGCUGCAGGACCAGUAUGACCGGCUGAUUAGAACGCAGUCGGGGGAGUGGAAGCAAGUGUUUGUGACAUCACUCACGCUGUUGGAGUGCUUUGAGCCGAGUCUGGUCGAUGUGCGUGGUAUCAGCCGACAACUGCUUGUCGACUAUUUAGUUGCGCACAAGAGCGUGAUGAAGCUGAAGUACGUUCUCGUGCGAGUGUUCCGGAACCUGUUUCAGCACGGAUUUUGCCGGACAGACAAUCAGGAGAACGGUGACGAGGAUGGCGGAAAUGCCGGGAAAAUGCAGUUCCAGGAUGACGUAGAAGGAACUGGCAUGGGUGAAGGCGAAGGAAAGAAGGAUGUAAGUCACGAGAUUGAGGAUGAAGAGCAAUUAUUGGGUUUGCAGGGAGAUCAGCAGGAGGAGCCCGAACCACCAGCUGAUCAGCAACCUGACGAUACGGGCUUGGAAAUGCAGAAUGACUUUGACGGCACGAUGCAUGACAUGCCCGACGAGAAAGAGGAUGACGCGGACGAGAACGAUGACGACAGAGAAGAGCUUGACCGUGAAAUGGGUGAGUUUGGCCAAGACGAUGAGAAUGUGGUGGAUGAAAAGAUGUGGGGCGAGGACUCGGAUGACGAUAACGAUGACAUUGACAAGGAAGAGGAAAAGUUUGAGGAAAACUCAAAGGUGGAAGGCGAAGCACUAGAGGAUGAGGUGCGUGGUAAGGACGGCGACGACGAAGAUGAGGGGGACUCGAACAAGGAAGCAGAGGACAAGCAGAAGCCGCAGCCGGAUCGGUCGAACGACGAUGAUGUCGAUGCCAACGAUGAUGAUGGCGAAGACGCGAAGAUGGAAGAUGUGGUCAACGAUGAUUUUCAGGACAAUUACGAAGAUCACCACGAUGUCGAUCCGACAGAGCGGGAGGAUGGCCAUGGAGAGGACAAACCUGAAGAGGAGCACGUCGACGAUUUACCGGAAGAUAUGCAGCUUGAUAAUGACGGUGAUGGUGGCGAUGACGAUAGUGACGUCGAGGGAGACAAUCCGGAUGACACAGACAUGGGAAAGAUGGAUGACGUGGAUGACGUAACAGCUGAAGAUGAGUUGAAUGAGGAGGGAGCUGGCGAUGCUGAAGAGGACAAGGAUGCCGAGGAGGAAAGUGAGGACGUGCAGCUCGACAAUGAGGUGCAGCUUGGAGGUGGCGGUCUUGAAGAUGAUCCAGAACAAGGCGAGGAGAAGGAAGAGGAUGAUGCACAGCAGAUUGACACUCCUGAGAGCAUUGAAAAAGAGCAGGCAGUUUCUACGGUUGCUGGCACUCAGUCAAAGGAUGGCCAGGAUGAACUUGAAGCGGAUGGUAUGGACGCGGAGGACCAGGACAUGAGUGAUGCUAAUGCUCAGGAGGAGGAGCAAGAUCAGAGAACCGACGACAACAGUAGCAGCCGUACACAGAAGCAGAGCAGCAACAACAACCAGAACAUGAAGCAGGAAUAUCAGCCGCAGUCGCAAGUCGACAGUGAUCCGAAUCGAGAGCGACCUCGUGAGCAACGCCGUAAUCGCCGUGAACCGAACCCGUACCGCAACCCCCAGGAAGCGCAGGAGCACUGGAAGAAGCGCGUGGAGAUGGUUGAUCGAACGGAAGAGGAGGAUUCCGAUGUCAUUAACGGUUCUGAGGAGCUGGAGAAGGCUGCAAAAGAAAUGACGACAGCGGAAUUUGUCGAUGACGACGAAGAAAUGGAGAACGUCGAGCACGCACUGGCUGCAACCGACGAGAGCCAAGUGAUGAACCAACCUCGUGCUGAGGAAGAGGAUGGCGAGGAUGUUGAAAAGGAAGAGGAAGCGCCGAAUGCCGAAAAUGAAGCAUCGGCUAUGGAUGUUGACGAAGAAAACAUGACGGUGCCAGCCGACGAGCAGGUGCAAGAAGAUGAUUCUAUGUCUAUAAAGCGUGAACCUGCGCCUGACUCGGGUGCUAGUGAUGAAGCCCUGACCGAGUGUGAGAAACAAGAAGACCCCAAGACAAAAGCAGAAAAACGUACUGGAGAUACACACGAGCUGGCAAACGAGGAACUGGAGCACGUCAUUCCAUCAAAAUUACGAGAGCUGGACUUGACGACCACCAUGAGCUUACCAGAAGAGGGUGACGAUGCAGAAGUGCAGACAACGACGCUACUGUCUCCGGAUGAGGUCGCUGCGCUGCGCGAGGAGCUAGAUUCGUUCAUUGCGACUUGGUCGUCGCAGUCAGAGCAGGAACGCGGCGCAGAGUUGUGGGCCAAGUAUACGGCUCUCACUGCGGGCGCGUCGCAGCGCCUGUGCGAACAGCUCCGGCUCGUGUUGGAGCCUAUGCUCCGUGCCAAGCUAGAGGGCGACUACCGUACGGGUAAGCGCAUCAACAUGCGCAAAGUGAUCCCGUACAUUGCGAGCCAGUUCCGGAAGGACAAGAUCUGGCUGCGACGUACACGGCCGUCGAAGCGUCAGUACCAGGUGAUGCUAGCGAUAGAUGACUCUGAGUCUAUGGCGGACAACCAUGCGGGUCGCUUGGCUUUGGAGGCGCUUGCCACGCUGUGCAAAGGCAUGACGCAGCUUGAGGUGGGCGAGUUGGCUAUUGCCAAGUUCGGACACGAGCUCGAGCUUUUGCACGCUUUCGACAUGCCGUUCACGGACGACGCUGGUAGUCGUGUCAUCAGCCGCUUUGGCUUCCAGCAGAAAAAGACCAACAUGGUGCACACGCUGGACACGAUCUUGCAGCUACUCGAGAUGGCCAAGCAAGCGGCAUCGACUGCCAGCAGUGCCGCCGAGUUCACGCAGAUCGUGUUUCUCAUCUCGGAUGGCCGCUUCGACUCGGAUGGUCGCGUACGUAUCCGCAAACUGAUCGAAACGGCUCUUGAGCGUCAGCAGCUCAUUGUGCUGCUCGUUGUGGACCAAGGCGCAGCCGAGGGUGUGAGCAGUCAGCAACAGACGUCCAUUCUGGACACGCAAAGCGUCACGUUUGUCAAGGGGAAGGUGCGGAUGGUACCGUAUCUGGAGAACUACCCAUUUCCGUACUACGUGUUGCUGCCUACGUCGACGAUGCUGCCGGAGAUUUUGUCCGAUUCGCUCCGGCAAUGGUUUGAGAUGCUGCAGGCCAAGACUUGA